This is a messenger RNA of Eriocheir sinensis (Chinese mitten crab), 1155 nucleotides long. RefSeq lists its product as uncharacterized. The record is from RefSeq and is a predicted model, not a curated record. Lineage: Eukaryota; Metazoa; Arthropoda; Malacostraca; Decapoda; Varunidae.
UGAGAAGCAGAGGCUGGAGGGCCUUGUGAUCCAGGCCAGCGAGGAACAGGAGAUCAAGAAGAGGGACGAGAAGUUGGCAGUGCUCAAGGAGGACAACCAGAAGAAGAAGGAUCAUCUGGCCCAGCUGCAGCAGAGAGCCAGCUUCAUCAAUACAACCAAGGAGAAACUGGACAAGCUCAUAGCAAUGCUGCAAGAGAUCCAGCAGGAAAAGUCAAAGGAGAAGGACAUCCAGGCAGCCAUCCAGAAGAGGGUCUCCCAAGUCACCGAACUUCAGGAGGAGAUCAAGGACCAAGAACAGAGUAAUCUGCAAUUAACUCAGCAGCUCACAGCCUCAGAAACCAAGCUGCAACACAUCCACCAGGCGUGGGACCUCAAGCAGGACAGCCUCAACAAAGAGAUCAAGGAGCAGAAACAGGUUCUCGAGGACCUGGAGCGCAACCAGACGGAGCAGGACAUUGUGUGCAAGGAAGUGAGUGAUGACGUGGCUGACCUGGACGGGCAGAUCAGACAGUCCAUGGAGGAGAUCCGGAACACCAACAUCAUGAUAAAGAACAACUACAAGCUUAUCCUCGAUGCUAUGGAGGAAGGCAACGUUGAGCUGAUGUCUGCCCUCACUGAGGCCACCAAGUGUGUGGAGGAGUUUAGGUCUGCAGAGUGACUCCAGUCCUCAGGCGGGCCAAGGCUUCAGAGGAUACCAGGCUGAGGAUCAAUGGGGAUUCAGUUCUUACUUCCGGACUUUAUAUUUUCUAAGGCUUAUGGAUUUACGCCUUUAUAUUUCCUAAGGCUUACGGUUAUACUAUAGUGUUACGUAGUGUUGUCGGGAGCAUUUAUUGGUGCAGCAGUUACUUGCAUCCUGAGUGUUGCAGGGUGUGGCUGUUACUCUGCACUUGUGUACCCAGGCAGGUUUUUACACACCUUUUCAGGCACUUGUGUACCCAGGCAGGUUUUUACACACCUUUUCAGGCAAGGUAUUUUGCUUUCAUAUCUUCACCUUAGUUUCAGGAUGUCAUUUUCACCUUUUGUAGAUUUUUUGUAUAUUGCAAACAUUUAUUUUACUAAACUUCUACAAAUUUUGGUGAUUUUCCUUCCAUACUCUGUCUUUCACUACAGUGGUAAUAUAUGUAUAUCUCCAUAGUAAAACUCUAAUGCUAAUAA